Messenger RNA from Sugiyamaella lignohabitans, 264 nucleotides. RefSeq lists its product as uncharacterized. NCBI's taxonomy places the organism in Eukaryota, Fungi, Ascomycota, Dipodascomycetes, Dipodascales, Trichomonascaceae. The coding region runs from base 1 to 264 and encodes 87 amino acids. The record is from RefSeq and is a predicted model, not a curated record. Gene Ontology annotation, cellular component: actin cytoskeleton; Arp2/3 protein complex. Gene Ontology annotation, biological process: regulation of actin filament polymerization; Arp2/3 complex-mediated actin nucleation. The transcript has a single exon.
AUGGCUACUGUGAACUUUCGAAGAAUUGAUGUCGAUGCUCUCGACCCCGACAAUGCUCCUUCUGAGGACGUAUAUCCUCAAUUCCCGCCUGUGUCGAUUCAGGAGGUGACACAAAUUGGGUCUGAGGCCAAGAGCGCUCUGUCCAAAGGCAACUUCAGCUCCUCUUUGAAACUUCUGCUCGGUUCUCCUCCUUAUGGAGGUGAUGCUCAAACUAAGGUAAGAUUGUUAUUUUGGUUGUUGGCGACGUUCUGGUGCGACCUGUAA